Molecule: messenger RNA, 8241 nt
Organism: Strigops habroptila (Kakapo)
Lineage: Eukaryota; Metazoa; Chordata; Aves; Psittaciformes; Psittacidae
Gene: NR3C2
Product: nuclear receptor subfamily 3 group C member 2
Exons: 9
Coding region: 1744-4689 (981 amino acids)
Biological process (GO): regulation of DNA-templated transcription
Molecular function (GO): zinc ion binding; DNA-binding transcription factor activity; sequence-specific DNA binding
Source: RefSeq, a predicted model, not a curated record
CAGGCGCCGGGAGGGGACACCGAGCGGGAGAGGGGGGUGGCUGCACCCUGGAGCCAGGGGCUGUCCCGGUGACCCCUCUCGCUGCCCCUGGACAGGGGGAGGCAGGGGCGGGGACGCCCGGCGGGAUGCGCGGCUGCCGCGGAGCGGGGCCAGCGCGGCGGAGAGCGGAGGACGAGUCCUUGAACCCUCCCGCGCUCCGCUCCUUUAUUUCAUUUCAUUUUAUUUCUCGGUUAAACCACCGCUGCAUAUUCAUGCGCCGCUGCAAGGCGGAAAUCCCGGUCCGGCGGAGAGGCGAUGCCCGGCCCUGCCGCCGGCGCGGCGCGGGCACCGGGGGGGGUGGGGGGGGCUGCGCCGCACACACCUCACCGGCCCCAGGGGGGGCCCCGGCUCGGCGCCCCGCGACCCUUCUCCCGGGGCACGUCCGGGCGGCAGGUUGAGGUCCCGGCGGGGCCGGCGCCCGGGAGCUGCGCGGGGCUGCGCUGCCGCGGCGGCCGCUGCGGCUUUAAGGAGAUGCGUUUUCCAGCCUGUGUCGCAGCAACUUUGUAUCAGUCAUGUCGCCCGGUGGGUGACUGACGGCGCGCCCCAGCCAAUGGGGCGGCGGGCCGGCCCUAGCCGCGCGGCGGUCCGCGUCCCGCCCGCCAAUGAGGGCGGGCUGGAGGCGGGACGUAAACUUCGACUUUAGGUGGGCAUGUGACAUGUUUUUAAAGGACUUGGCACCUUUUCCCGUCCCCUCCCGGGUGCCGGUCCGUGUCACCGGGCGGCACGGCGCGGCGCGCCUCGCCUCGCCUCGGGCGGGACGGCGAGGGAGGGGGCUGAGCGCCGACCGCCCCUCCGCUCCGCGCCGCCCUCCGCUCCGCGCCCCUCCGGCGGGGGCUCCGGGACUCGCCCCGCCGCAACAGUUACCGCGGGACCGGGGCCGACGCGGGGGGCGGGGGGCACCCCGACCUGCACCCGGAGGUGGGGCUGGGGGGGGGUGGCGGGGGGCACUUUGGGGGUUGGCACCCGGAGGCACCCCUCCGUGCUCUCCGUGGGGACGAAGGGGGUGUCGCGGUGGUUACCCGGACCCUCCCUGCCGUGGGGGGGGUGGGGGUGGGGAGUGGUGCGUGCGCGGUAGAAAAAGUGCUUUUCUGCAUCGCUUGAGGGGCCGAGAGCGGGGUUGGGCUUUCCUGUCCCCCCCAUUAGCUUCCCCGGGCCGACCCCCGGUGGACGCCUGCGAGGGACGGAGGGAGCUCCCGGGCACGGCUGGCUUUUCCCACGCCCGAUAAUCCGGAUUGUACCUGCGGGAAAGCGGACGGGGAGCUUGGAGUGGCGGGUUAGGGGUGCAGAGCGAUGCCUACUGCCCGGGAGCUGCGGUGACGGGUGCUCCACGCAGCGUAGGGCAGAUAGGGAAAUAAGCGCGCGCGCUGUGUGCGCGGUAGUUCGCACGCGUGUCCGUGCGUGUGAGGACGGAACGAGCACCCCACGACGUGGGUGACGCGCCCCGCGCUCCCCGCCGUGCUCCGGUGCCCGGGGGAGAGGGGGCAAACCCCAGCCCAUCUCUGGCGACGAAACUCCGGUCUCCUGGUCGGUUUUAUGUCGGCAGAGCGGCUCGCAGGCAAUGACACUUAAAAUUUCGCUUUGCAAACACCGGGAAAUAAGAAAUAGGUGGUCGCUCGAGCCAUUGGUUUAGCUUUUUUUACGAAACUGGAUUUACUUCAUGUUUUCCCGUAUCUAGGUGACCUUUUGGUUGCAGGGAUACCAGUUAUGGAGACAAAAGGAUACCACAGCUACCCAGAAGGCUUAGAUAUGGAGAGACGGUGGGGUCAAGUUUCUCAGUCUGUGGAGUAUUCUUCUAUAGGUGCUGGAGAGCAGACUGAUGACAAUAACUAUAUGGAGAUUGUAAAUGUAAGCUGUGCUGCCGGAGCUUUUGCAAACAGCAGCGCUCAAGGAAACAACAAAGAAAAACCUGAGCUACUCUCCUGCUUACAGCAAGACAGCAGUCAGCCUGGUCUUCUGCCCUCUGACAUCAAAACCGAAACGGAGUCCAAGGAGCUGUCAGCAACGGUGGCCGAAUCCAUGGGUUUAUAUAUGGAUUCGAUACGAGAUGCCGAUUACCCCUACGAUCAGCAGAACCAGGGGAGCCCAGGAAAGAUCUACCAGAACGUGGAGCAGCUGGUGAAGCUCUACAAGGAGAACGGCCACUGCUCUUCUCCCCUGCACAGUGCCAGCAGACCCUUGAGGUCUUUGAUGUCGGACUCUGGGAGCACUGUAAACGGUGGUGCCAUGCACGCUAUUGUCAAAAGCCCUAUCAUGUGUCAAGAGAAAAGCCCUUCAGGCUGCAGCCCUCAGAACAUGGCUUCCUCAGUGUGUAGUCCUGCGGGAGUUAACUCUGUGUCCUCAACUACUGCUAACUUUGGGAACUUUGCUGUGCACAGCCCCAUUGGCCAGGGAACCCCUUUGUCACGCUCGCCGAACGUUGAAAACAGGGGGUCUAUGUUGCACAGUCCUGCGCACGUUAGCAAUGUCGGGUCUCCACUUUCUAGCCCUAUAAGUAGCAUGAAAUCACCAAUUUCUAGUCCUCCCAGUCAUUGCAGCGUGAAAUCUCCUGUCUCAAGUCCCAAUAAUAUCACUAUGCGAUCUUCUGUGUCCAGUCCUGCAAACCUGAACUCGAGGAGCUCCAUUGCCAGCCCUUCCAAUGCCAAUAAUAGGUCCACUCGUUCUAGUCCAGCGGUUAGCACUGUGGGAUCAUCCAUCUGUAGCCCAGUAAACAACUCCCUAGGAUUCUCAGCUUCCAGCACGCCGGCGGGACCUAGCAGAAGCCAAGAUACUGUUCCCAGUCCAGAAACAAAAGACAAGGGUGCUCAAGAACUCACAUUUCCUAAGAUGGAGGAAAUGGAGAAUGCCAUCUCCAACAACAGUCAGAUGAACCUUGUUCAGUUCAUAAAGCCUGAGCCAGACGCUUCCUUCGGCAGUGCGUGCAUUGGUGACAGCAGCAAAAUAAACUCCGAUUCCCCCUUUUCAGUACCAGUGAAGCAAGAGUCAGCCAAGCAUCCUUGCUCUGGUGCGUCUUUUAAAGGGAAUCAAACAGUAAAUCCUUUCCCAUUUACAGAUGGCUCGUAUUUUUCUUUCAUGGAUGACAAAGACUAUUACUCUCUUUCUGGGAUUUUAGGACCACCUGUUUCUUCAUUUGACGGAAGUUGUGAAGGUAGCGGUUUUCCAAAUCCAGGCCUGCGUGUGGGAAUUAAGCAGGAGCCUGACGAUGGCAGCUAUUACCAAGAAAACAGUAUACCAUCCUCUGCCAUUGUGGGUGUAAAUUCAGGUGGACAGUCAUUUCACUACAGGAUCGGUGCCCAAGGCACGAUAUCUUUGUCACGACCGGUUGCUCGAGAGCAGGCGUUUCAGCACUUGAGCUCGUUCCCUCCCGUCAGCACGCUAGUGGAGACGUGGAAGUCGCAUUCAGAGUUGGCAUCCAGAAGAAGUGAUGGGUAUCCAGUUCUAGAGUACAUUCCAGAAAACGUGUCCAGCUCUUCAUUGAGAAGUGUAUCAACUGGAUCUUCAAGACCUUCCAAAGUGUGUUUAGUAUGCGGAGAUGAGGCAUCUGGAUGUCAUUAUGGGGUGGUUACAUGUGGCAGCUGUAAAGUUUUCUUCAAGAGAGCAGUAGAAGGACAGCACAAUUACCUGUGUGCGGGAAGGAAUGACUGCAUAAUUGAUAAGAUUCGGAGGAAGAACUGCCCAGCCUGUCGAUUACAGAAAUGUCUGCAAGCUGGAAUGAAUUUAGGAGCUCGGAAGUCCAAAAAGUUGGGGAAAUUGAAAGGGAUGCACGAGGAGCAGCCACAGCAGCGUCAGCAGCCGCCACCCCAGAGCCCCGAGGAAGGGACGACGUACAUCGCACCCGUGACUGAGCCCUCUGUAAACACAGCACUUGUCCCCCACAUGUCUGCUAUCUCACCAGCACUUACUCCCUCUCCUGUUAAGAUCCUUGAAAGCAUUGAGCCGGAGAUUGUGUAUGCAGGAUACGACAGUUCGAAGCCAGACACAGCGGAGUACCUGCUUUCCACCUUAAACCGCCUGGCCGGCAAGCAGAUGAUUCAGGUGGUAAAGUGGGCAAAGAUACUUCCAGGAUUUAGAAAUUUGCCUCUCGAGGACCAAAUUACUUUAAUUCAGUAUUCAUGGAUGUGUCUGUCAUCGUUUGCCUUGAGUUGGAGAUCGUACAAACAUACAAACAGCCAGUUCCUCUAUUUUGCUCCAGACCUGAUCUUCGAUGAGGAACGGAUGCGCCAGUCUGCAAUGUUUGAGCUGUGCCAGGGGAUGCACCAGAUCAGUCUGCAGUUUGUUCGCUUGCAGCUUAGCUUUGAGGAGUACACUAUAAUGAAAGUUUUGCUGCUGUUGAGCACAGUUCCCAAGGAUGGUCUCAAAAGCCAAGCUGCAUUUGAAGAAAUGAGGGCAAAUUACAUUAAAGAACUAAAGAAGAUGGUAACUAAAUGUCCAAGUAACUCUGGGCAAAGCUGGCAGAGAUUCUACCAACUGACUAAACUUCUUGACUCCAUGCAUGAUCUUGUUAGUGACUUAUUGGAAUUCUGCUUCUACACCUUCCGAGAGUCUCAGGCACUGAAAGUAGAGUUUCCAGCCAUGCUGGUGGAAAUCAUCAGUGACCAGCUACCAAAGGUGGAAUCUGGGAAUGCCAAGCCCCUGUACUUUCACAGGAAGUGAUAGAAAAUGUCUUAAAUGGAAGAACUUUGCCUUAAGUUUCCCUGUGUUAUUCCACACCCAUGAAGGACCCAAGAAACCAUAUUUUAAACAUGCUAUUUACACUUGUUCAGCAGUCUCUGAAUAGUCUAAAAUCAUAUGGAGGGUUUGGGGAAUGAAAAGCAGUUGACUUGGAUUUGGCAAGACCUAGAUGUUUGGAAAUUACCCCAUAACCCUAAAACACUUAGAAAAUGUUCCUGUUCCUCUGGAUGAAAAGCCAUAUCUAGUCAAUAACUCUUUGAUUUUGAUAUUUUAACAGAUGGAGUUUUAAAUAUGCCAUGUAGUUUCUGGUAUUGUUUGCUUGUUUUAAAAGGGUUCGAGAACUAAUGAGAACUUUUUAAAGCUUACCCUUGGUUUGCACAUAAAACGUAAAGUCAAUAUGGGGCAUUAAUAUUCUUUUCUUGUAAAAAAAAGAAAAAAAGGACAAAAACAAAACCUAUAUAUAUACACACAUAUAUACACACACACAAACCCUAACGUGUAAAGUAAAAACAGAACAUUUGGUGUGGAAUACUCUGUUAUCCCCACCUGCGGCAUUUGUUAUCCCAUGUUAUCCCAUCAUAGAUGCUAUACACUGUGUUAAGUGUCCAUUUACUAUUUAAUUACAAAGGAUGAGAUGCGAAAACAAAUGCCCUGGUAUCAAUUUAUAGUAUCUAUUGUGCUGGCUUUACAAAUAAUUUUUUGCAGUCUUUUGCUGUACUGUACAUUGCUGUAUGUAUAAAUUGUGAAGGACCUGAAAUAAGGUGUAAGGAACUUUUGUAAAUGAGACAAAAAAAAUCUCUUUAAUGGUUAAUAGGAUGAAUGGGAAAGUAUUUUUGAAAGAACUCUAUUUUGCUGGAGACUAUUUAAGUACUAUCUUUGUCUAAACAAACAAGGUAAUUUUUUUGUAAAGUGAAAUGUUCUGCAUGCAUAAUGAACCGUUUACAGUGUAUUUAAGAAAGGGAAAGCUGUGCCUUUUUUAGCAUCAUAUCUAAUUUACCAUCCUACAGUAUCUGUUGUAAAUAACCACACUUAACCUUUUCAGUUGUAUUUAAGCCUUUCUAUUUCCCCCUCUAUAUUUUUCUCCCUUUCGUCUCGCUUGCAAGCGUAUCUGACUCGAGCACAUCUUUGAACUUCUGCUUCAUAUUUCUGUAGGAAACUACACUCUGUUGUGUUUGCCAUCUUACCAAGGUUUCAUUUAACAAGACAAAUUACGGUCUCUCCAAAAGCUUUUGCCAGCUUAAUGAUAUAGUGAGUUCUUGCCCUCGGUUCCCUUUCUCUCUCAGGGGAACAGGGGUGAAUAAGAUGUUGAAUGAUUUCUCUUUUUUUAUUAAGGCUUCCCAGAUUGUUUGGUUUUCCUUUGAAUACUGGAUACAUAAAGCAUCUUAAAAGGUCAGAUUAUUAUUUCAGAUGGGGGAGAGCGAUUUCUGAUUAUGAUGAAGGGAACAUGCAGAUCAUUACAGUAAGUAUACGAAACAGAUUUGUCCUGGUGAAAGGGGUGGUAAGGUGCUGCUAAGGGCAGGCAAGCUGAGUAGAAUUUUUAGUGAUAAACUAAAACCGCGUGUAAUUUUGUAAGCGUUUUUGUAAUAAUCUGAAUACAUCCGAGAAGACAAAUGUUCACACUACAAGUUCAACUCAGUCGGUCCGAUUUUGUCUCAAAAAUGUUUUCUCUAGAGUAAGACUGCAAAGAAAAACAAAAACAACUUUUUGAGGUGAUUUUCAUUGUUUCACAAUUUAUAAGCAAAUACAAAAUUUUGGAGUAGAAUAGAGGACAGGUGAACUUUUCUGAGGCUCUACUGUUGCUACCAUAUGCUCAUGUUUAACUAGAAUAGUUUUUCAGAGUCCUAUAGUGUUCUCUCUGGCUGCCACUGAUAUUUUGGAGCUCUAGUUUGUCCUCUGGCCGGUCAGAAUGUAGCAUUUCUUUCAAAAGGUGGUUGAAUGCAGAAUUCUACACCCUUUCUGAGUCCAAAUUCUGCGGUGCGCUUUGGUGCACUGAAGCCAGUUAGUGCUACUUGUCUUUUUAAAUGACACCUGCCUUAUGCAAUGGGGAAUCUGUAAAGACUGUAUUCAGAGAGAUUUUUUUAUAUAUAAAUAUAUACAUACAUAUAUUAUUUGCAUUUUGGAAGUCUAAUUCAUAGGCAGAUCUUUCAAUACUGACCUGCACAGCAAUAUGAAAGCCAAACUUCCAACAUGAGAUACACAGCAUGCAGACUGGUUGUUUACAGUAAAGACACAGUCCUACAUCCAUCUUUUCAUUUACCUUUUUUUUUUGUUAAAGUCUGAAAUAGGAAAUUUCAAAGCCAGGUUCUGGGUGAAUACAGUCUGCAGCAGCUUUUUAUAUUAACAAAGUUACUGCCUCCUUUUCUGUCUCAGAGUAACUUUGCUUGAUUAAACUAGCAAAGCCAUAUUCUACACUUCACUGUUAAAUGCCUGUCCCAGUCCAAAUUGUUGUCUGUUUGCUCCUAUUUUUGUACCUUAUUACUUUUAAUCUUGGUUUGGUACAAUUCAUAAUUCACAGAAACUUCAUAUAAUUAAACACACUAAAUUAGUUUUAAAAAGCAAUUUAUAUCUUUAUGCAAAAACGUUAUGUCUGUCUUUGCAAACAACUGUAAGCAGAUUAUAAUAAAUCCUUUACUUUAAUCACCUGUUGUUUAUGAAACCAUUCAUUGAUUAUUAUUUUUUGCUAGAGAUCAUUGAAGUAAUAGAUACAAUUGGAUAUAGAUGUUGUAAGAGGCAGUAUUCUCUUAGCAAGGACACUUAAGCAGAAUAGCCAUCACUUUUUUUAUCUAAACCUGUGUACAGCAAAGAAAUAAAGAAAGAAACCAACAACCCUAGUUUAUAGCUACCGGGGGAAGUUCCCUUCUUUUGCAUUUGUUUAGAGUGAAAUAGGCAUUUGUCUCCUGCAAAAUACAAGACAUAACCUAAAAGACCUUUUAGGAGUGGGCUUCUGUUCAUCGAGCUGAAUUAUUUUGGUGUUAAGAAGGAACAGGGAUAUGCAGCAAGCGCAUUGUAUACACAGUUAAAAAUGUAAAAUAGUGUUAAUGUUCUGCAGUGGGUAUUUCAGGAAUACUACACGGCGUGCGACUGAACGGUUGCACAGAGUAAACUAGAAGAGACUAAAGUUUGCAAUAGCAGAAUCUUAUUAAAAAAAGAUACUUUACAAUCAAUAAUGCAAAAAGCUAAUUCACAGGGUGGUGUUUUUCACUGACUUGUUUAAACAUUUAUGAAAUUAAACAAUUCUACAGUUAAUGCACUUUUAAUUGUUUAUUAAAGAUUUGACUCUUUCUUUUUUUAGAGCAAUGUUUUCAGCUGGAGGUCAAUGACUUGAUAAGAUAGACAGCAGUUCUGAGGCCAGGAAGCUCAGAGGAAUGUUUAAGAAUUCUUGGAGUUUAAAUAGAUUCCUGGAUGAAAAAGAAAAGCAGCCAGCAGUAUGGUGUAAACAGUAAAAUCUAUGCAUAAUGAUGCAUUUAUAAUUAGGGGUUUGCUUCUGUAUGUUUAAAGCUUUUUAAAUAAAUAGAAAAUAUUGUUUGGUCUUUA